UGUGAGACAUCUAAAAAGGAAAAAGUUUAAAAAGUUUUAAACAUCUAAAAAAUGUGUGUACAAUAAAUUUUUUUCUUUUUGAGAGGAAAGCAAAUUUCGUCCGAGCAAUUGUUUUGGGUCCAAAUUCUUAAAUUUCAAUAAAUUUCCCCAAAAAACAAAUUACAUGGGAAAAGCAAUUUUAUUGUUAAAAUUCUUGGAUGAUUUCUUGAAACAAAAAAAAUGAGGAAAAAUCCCCUUAAAAGCUCUAAAAGUUCUGUGAAUGAGGCAAGGACUUCGGGUCGAUACGAUGAUGAUGCAGGGGCUCUGGUUUCUUCUCCCAUUGCGAGAAGUAUUUCCAUGAAACCAGGUGUAGGGGGGAGCAAGCAAAAAAUGGUGGUCGAGGACGUUCUUCGGUAUGGAGAAAUGAGAGUUGAGGCUGAAGUGUUCACAUUCUGCGAACUCGCGAAAGCCACCAACAAUUUCAACCCUGAUCUGCUAUUGGGAGAAGGGGGCUUUGGGAGGGUAUACAAAGGACAUAUCAGAAGAACUAAUAAGAUGGUGGCAGUGAAGCAACUAGAUAGAAAUGGAGUUCUUGGAAAUAGAGAAUUCCUAGCUGAGAUCUUGACUUUAAGUCUUGUUCACCACCCAAAUCUUGUGAACCUCAUUGGAUAUUGUGCAGAUGGGAACCAAAGAAUUUUAGUGUUUGAGUUCAUGCCCAAUGGCUCUUUGCAAGACCAUCUUUUUGAUUUGCCUCCGAGUAGAAACCAUCUUGAUUGGUAUACUAGGAUGCAUAUUGCCAAAGGUGCGGCGCAAGGGCUAGAAUAUUUGCACGAUACGGUUGAUCCUCCGAUAAUCUUUCGGGAUUUCAAAACAUCAAAUGUGCUUUUGGACAAGUCCUUCAACUCGAAGUUAUCUGGUUUUGGUGUUGCAAAAUUUAGUUUGAGCGAAGAAGAAGACAGUGCAUUCACAAGGAUAAUGGAGACCUAUGGGUAUUGUGCUCCCGAGUAUGUUAAGUCGGGGGAACAACUUACGACCAAAUCUGAUGUCUACAGCUUUGGAGUUGUACUUUUGGAGAUCAUUUCCGGAAGGAGAGUGAUUGAUAAUGCGAGAUUAACUGAGGAACAAAACCUGAUUUCAUGGGCGAAACCGCUUUUGAACGAUAGAGAAAAGUUUAGAACAUUGGCGGAUCCAUUGCUUGUAGGGAACUACCCUACGAAAGGGAUGUACCAAGCUCUAGCUGUGGCGGCCAUGUGUCUCCAAGAUGAAGCUAACACACGACCUCUCAUUGGGGACAUUGUGAGCGCCCUCGAGUACUUGGCCACACCCGAUGAAGAAUGGAAUGGCAUGGCCGAUGGAGAUGGCGUGGAGUGCCUGCUUGUUCCAAAAGACAAAAACGCAUCCACGACAUUAGAAUGAAAAAAAUGUUUUUUUUCGUU
This is a messenger RNA of Cuscuta campestris, 1415 nucleotides long. NCBI's taxonomy places the organism in Eukaryota, Viridiplantae, Streptophyta, Magnoliopsida, Solanales, Convolvulaceae. The record is from the annotation of a GenBank genome assembly.